Suillus bovinus is the source of this 2054-nucleotide messenger RNA. RefSeq names its product general substrate transporter. Lineage: Eukaryota; Fungi; Basidiomycota; Agaricomycetes; Boletales; Suillaceae. Gene Ontology annotation, biological process: transmembrane transport; carbohydrate transport. Gene Ontology annotation, molecular function: carbohydrate:proton symporter activity. Gene Ontology annotation, cellular component: membrane. The coding region runs from base 229 to 1791 and encodes 520 amino acids. The record is from RefSeq and is a predicted model, not a curated record. The transcript is spliced from 18 exons.
CGACCUGAUCCGAGUUAUCUCCCGUCGUGGACAGCACAUUUACGGACUGCGUUCCGAUUCCCGAAAGUCAUCCUGAGUUCGUCAAGUGGACAUGCACCCAUGACCAUCCAUAUAGCAUCAAACUUGGAAGCCGAGGUUUCAAAAUAUCAUUCCCCAACACACACAGUACUAUGUCUCUUGACCAGGAGAAACGUCAGCCAUCUAAGGUAGAAAACACUGAUCAUCACCAUGAGCAGAUCAAACAACAAUUCGGUUUGGAUCUCAGGAACCGGUUUCACACUCUUUGGAUACGAUCAAGGUGUCAUGUCAUCACUCCUUACGGGUAAUCAGUUUGAGGCUUCCUUCCCUGAAGUCAUAGUGGAGACCAGUCACCCCGAUCACGCCACUCUUCAGAGCUUCACAAUCGCCAUUUACGAAGUAGGCUGUCUCUUUGGUGCCCUGUCCAAUCUUUGGGUGGGAGAUAAGCUCGGUCGUCGAAGGACGAUUGUUUUAGGAGGCAGCAUAAUGAUAGUCGGGGCAAUUCUACAAACUACUGCGUUUUCUUUUGCACACUUGAUCUUUGCCCGUAUCGUCACAGGCUACGGAAACGGCCUGAUAACAUCGACGGUGCCAGCAUAUCAUGCGGAACUCUCCCCUUCCGCAAAGAGGGGCCGAAUGAUAAUGAUGGAGGGGACUUUGAUCGUGGUUGGAGUGACUAUUGCCUAUUUGGUUGAUCUAGCACUAUUUUUUGUAAAUUGGUCAUCUGCUCAGUGGAGAGUUCCAAUAGCGCUGCAGUUGGCGUUUGAAAUAAUCAUGGUGACAUGCAUCGGAUUCCUUCCUGAGUCGCCGAGGUGGUUGGUAAAGCGUGGUCGCAAUGCAGAAGCGAUGGCCGUCAUAUCUGCAAUGGAAGAUAAACCUCUUUCCGAUCCAGAAGUUCAGCGCACUUACUACGGCAUUCGUGAGGCUGUUGCUGUCGAAGCAUCUAGUCAAAGUUCACUACGUGAACUCACUACCGGGGGUCCAAGCCAAAACUUUAGACGAACAGUCAUUGCUGUAGUAUUUAUGAUGAUGCAGCAGCUGACGGGCAUCAAUCUCGUUACCUUUUAUGCUACUAUUGUAUUCCAGCGUCUUGGUCUCUCCGAGGUCAACGCACGGAUUACCUCUGCAGCCAACGGCGCAGAAUAUGUUCUUGCUUCUAUUGCUGCUUAUUACAUUAUAGACUAUGUUGGCAGGCGCCAACUUAUGCUGAUUGGAGCCAUCGGUCAAUCCAUCGUGAUGUUGCUCUUGGCUAUCUUAGGAUAUAUCAAUAAUACACCAGCGCAGAUUGUGAGCGUAGUUCUGUUAUUCGGCUUCAACACGUUCUUUGCUUUUGGCUGGCUUGGUCUGGCUUGGUUAUACUGCGCUGAGAUUGCCGGGCUCAGAACUCGAGCGCCGACAAAUGCACUAAGCACGGCGUCGAACUGGACAUUCAACUUUGUUGUGGUGAUGGUCGUUGGCCCAGCUUUCAACACUAUCUCCUGGAGAACCUAUCUUAUCUUCGCGGCCCUGAACGCAAUCAUCGUUCCAGUUGUUUACUUUUUCUUCCCCGAAACUGGCGGCCGGUCUUUAGAAGAUCUCGACGUUGUGUUUGCGUUGGCAUAUAUGACUGGCGAAGAUCCUGUCAAGGUCUCACUUCGGAAAGAUGUCCCGCUUGCUGGAUCGCGAGAGGCGGACGAGAUUCUUGGAGUCAGUACAGGCGUUCAAUAUCACUCUUCAGGAAAGCACCCCACGCCAUCCUCUUCACCGGGAAAAGCUGGAACACGGGCGGCGUAGGUGUGACGAUCGUUGAAUUGAGGUCUAACAAUGAGCUGUUUAUGAAUCAAGCAUAUUGGGGCGUGAGCGAGCUUCAGUUGUGAAACUGUGUGGUCGCAAAUUGAAUAAGCUAGGCUAGGGGGAAAGCAAGUACUUGCCCUUUUUUAUGUAUAUUCUGCAAAUAUCGAUACAAGAGAUCUUUGUCAUGAUUGGACAAUGUGGUCUUGACUUCUAACAUGAUGCACACCGGGUUAAGCUUACGGGCACGUGACUAGUGAUUAGCG